Molecule: messenger RNA, 4143 nt
Organism: Limulus polyphemus (Atlantic horseshoe crab)
Lineage: Eukaryota; Metazoa; Arthropoda; Merostomata; Xiphosura; Limulidae
Product: sodium bicarbonate transporter-like protein 11
Exons: 10
Biological process (GO): monoatomic anion transport; monoatomic ion homeostasis; transmembrane transport
Cellular component (GO): basolateral plasma membrane; plasma membrane
Molecular function (GO): solute:inorganic anion antiporter activity
Source: RefSeq, a predicted model, not a curated record
GAUUCCCUCUUCUUUUUUUCAUAUAUAUAUAUACAGAUGUUAGAAAGAGUAUUAUUGGUCAAACACUUGGUGGUUUACUGUUUGCUACUCUUGGAGGGCAACCUUUGGUUAUUAUAAUGACCACAGCACCUUUGGCGUUAUACAUCAAAGUAAUAUACAGUAUAUGCGAAGAUUUUAAUUUAAAUUUCUACGCCAUGUACGCAUGCGUUGGCCUAUGGAACACCUUCUUCCUGGUGAUGUAUGCCCUAUGUGAUGCAAGCAAACUUAUGACAUUUUCCACUAGGUCAACGGAAGAAAUAUUUGCCUUGUUUAUCAGUAUCGCUUUCUGUGUUGACGCUGGAAGAGAUGUGUAUAAAAAUUUUCAGAAGUAUUACUACGCACCGGCAUGUGUGGAACAAGAAACUUUCUUUUCCCAGCUCUCUGAUUGGCUGGAUAACUCCACCAAUAAUAACUCUCAGUCACUAAUUGCACUGCCAGACUGUAAACGCGAAAACAGCCUACUGUUUUUGUUGUUGAUGUUCGGAACUGUCUGGCUGGCAGUGUCUUUAUAUAACUUCAAUAAAACACCUUACCUACAAGCAAGUAAACGGGAAAUGUUAGCCGACUACGCUCUGCCAGUAGCGGUAAUUACCUUAAGCUUCAUUGGCUCCUUCGUCUUCCAGGACAUCCAAACUGAACACUUUCACUUCAGCACCAGUAUCAGUUUUAGCAGAGGGCGCUUUGAGGAGCUUUCUUGGACAGCCGUUGUUGCUUCGAUGGGAUUAGGCUUCGCACUAUCUCUAUUGUUCUUUAUGGACCAGAACAUUUCCGCUGCCAUGGUGAACAACCCCUGCAAUAAAUUAAAAAAAGGUCCAGGCUACCAUCUAGAUCUCUUCGUGGUGGGACUAUUGAAUGGUUUCCUUUCCUUGUUUGGGCUCCCAUGGAUGCAUGGGGUCCUACCACACUCCCCACUUCACGUUCGGAGCCUGGCGGAUGUCGAGGAACGUGUAGAACAAGGACACAUCUAUGAAAUAAUUGUUAAAGUUCGGGAAACGCGGGUGACAGGCAUUAUAUCUCACAUUCUUAUUGGUCUAUCAAUAUUCUUGCUCCCAUACCCACUAGGCUACAUUCCUAUUGCCGUUUUAAAUGGGCUGUUUCUUUACAUGGCUGUGACAUCUUUAAAUGGUAACCAGAUGUUUGAAAGAAUUACCUUGCUAUUUAUGGAACAGACUGCCUAUCCACCAAACCAUUACAUUAGACGUUGCCCACAACGAAAGAUUCAUGUAUUCACCAUUUGUCAAGUGAUUCAACUGGCUGCCAUGUGUUUUUUUGGUUUCUCACCCUGGCCCUAUGUAAAGAUGGUGUUUCCCGUUAUGAUUCUUCUGCUUUUACCCAUUAGACACAAGGUGAUACCUUAUCUUAUUCAAGAAAAGUUUCUGGAAGCUCUCGAUGGUGAGCAUCAGUAACUUCAAGAAAUAACUGCAAUAAUUCAUCUCUGACAGAACCACUACCUUCGGUUUGGGAUGCAGCGAUCUCGUGCACUGCACUCAUUCCACAAACCUUUCCUGCUCAAUUAUGAAAGAAAUAUGCGUCCUAGAAAAAAGGUUGUACAUAGACAUUUGUACAGACAAAGAAAUUAACCAAAACACAUCGAAAGUCCCCAUGUGUUUAUUUCUUGUUACCCAAUCAUCAGUGUCACGAUAUUAAUGCUGUAGUUUGGGGCACAUAGAUACUAUAUUAUUUGUGUGUAUGUAAUAUAUGCAUAUGAAAUUUAUAUGAUUUAUUAUUGAUAUUUUCUAAACCAAUUAAAAUAAUUAUUAAAAACAUUACCAAGCAGGUUUCCAAGUAGCGAUAGACGUAUUAACCUACCUCUCCACGUCCAUAUCUCGAUAGAGCCUCUACUCUCGUUAUAAUGAUCUAUUGUCUGACAAAAUACCCUCGUCAACACUGACGCUAGUCACCAUGGAGACCACCCUCAGCAUAUGCAUACUUACAUAUAUACAACAUAAAGCUGUUCACGCAAAUCACCCUGGUUUUUACCUCAAGUUGAUAGGUAGUUAAUGAUGUAACUAGGAAAGGUUAUCAAAUUUAAAUCAUCUGUGUACAUUUAACAACUACAAGGUGAAUUCCCAAUCUGUCUAACUUUAUUCUGGUGUUGGUGUUUGAAAAUUGGUCAGUUAGAGUAGGGUUAGUUGUAGUCAGUGUUGAAGUUUACUUUAUAGACCUUCCAACAGUCUGUUCUUAUUAAACUGACCAAGAGAUGAAGGUAAUACUGAAACUUUUAUUAAACUAUUUCAGACUUGUUAGUUUUGAUUGUGUAGGUUAAUAGUCAAGGUAAUAUUUUAUAAGUACACCUAUGCAAAAUAUUUUAUCAUUUAAUUUACAGUUGUCAAGUAGAAGUGGAAAUAACCCUACUAGUAUUAUAGAGAAACGUUUAUGAAUUUUUCGCUUCAAGUCAAUGAAUCUGAAAAAUAAGAUGGUUAACUACUGUGAAGGGAAGAGAAAAUAUGUCAUUAGCAUAAUGCUUAUUUAUUAUUAACCUUUCUAUGAAAUCUGUGAAUAUGUAUUUAAAAACUAACAGAAUUCAGAACAAACAAGUACUACCUAUAAAUCUGCUUAACCCCCCUUUUUUUAUCAUUUUAUUCAAGUUAUUCCGGUAUUUGGCUGCUUUAAAAGGUGUAAAGUAAAUAGUAAUUUUUUUUUAUUUGUAACAGUAAGUUUCCUAUAAGGCUAAGGAUGACAGUCUUCUUUAGAGAGUUUGUAUGAUUUGAACCUAAUAUUAUUAUAUAACCUAUAAUAGAAGUUAUGAGAUGUUAAAUAGAACAUAUUUUUAAGGAUAAAGCACUUGAUGUGUGUAUAUAAUCAACCAUUUACUAAUCACUUAACGCGACUAACGAACACCACAUAUUAAAAAUGUAUUCAACAGUGACCCAUGUGGUCUGCAGUCUUUCCACCUUUAUACCUUCUUUAAGCAAUCUGUCGUAAGUUACAUUUGCAACAGAUAAAUAAUUAUUAUAUUUCUGUAAUCCACACUAAACUUUGUAUCAAAAUAAAGACAAAUAAUACAGAUUACUGUGAGAGUUAAGAUUCCAUAUAAAUAUAACAAGUACGUUCAAUUUACAUAAAGUAAUCACUACCAAGAACAAGUCCAUUUGAAGGUCGGGUCAAAAGGCCAUGGGUAUAAGCAAGAGUUUGGUAACCUCUAAUAAAUCAGGUUGAAAGAUCAGGUCACUAGUAAAAGUUAAGGUUGUUAGUUAAUGAAAGGUCGAUUGUUUUAUGAUCAUUGCAUCUCGUUUUUAAAUUUGUUUCAUGGGGUGGAACGAGGUUAGAAGGUAAACAGAAAUAAAUGAACAAGACAAAUCAGGAUACAAGUUACGGAGUCAAUGAUCUUCCAAACUUUCUAAAUAUCAUUAUUAAGCAUGCCAAAAAAAAAAAAAAAAGAGUUGUUACUGGUUUGAGAAAUUUUUGUUGUUAGGAAAAUAACUACAUAUUUUAGUUUAUGACAUCUACUGUCGUACACUUCAUCUAGUUCUGGUUACUUACGGAGCUUUUAAUCUCUAAAAGUAUUUAUACAGGCUUAGCUAGCAGCCUGUAACAAGGUGUAGUUAGAAGGUAGUCACUGUUUAAAUGAAUGUUCUAUGCUGUGAUCUAAUUGUAGCCUGUUAAUUUCUUGCUGAAUAGGUAGAUUAUGCUGUAAGUGGUCUAUUUAGCGUGUAGAAAAAAUAGAAACGUGUAUAGAAUGAAUGUGUAAUUCAAAGCCAUGUUUGAUCUUGUUAUUAUUUAUACAAACUACCAUAGAUUUUUGUAACUGUAAGAUAAAUUUAUGGAAGGCAACCUGCAUGGUAAAUAGUAAACAAGUUAAAGAACAAAUACUGUUAUAUAUAUAUAUAUAUAUAUAUAUAUAUAGUUGGAAUAUAUGCUUUCCAUCUGUUAAAUGAUUAUUAUUAUAUAGGCAACUUUGGAUUCAAUGCUUGCAGACAUUUGGUAUGUUAUAUAUGCUUGCAAAGGAAGUAGUAACUAAUGUUCUAUAUAUAAAUAUAUAGCUCUUACUGUAGAUACUGUUUUUUUACAACAGUAUAUCAGAGAUUAAGUAAUAGGAAGCACUUUAUGUGACCAGUAUAAAUUAUGUACAUGACAAAAAAAAAAAAGGUUACGGGUGUUAUU